Messenger RNA from Loa loa (African eye worm), 435 nucleotides. RefSeq lists its product as hypothetical. Bases 1 to 435 code for a protein of 144 amino acids. Lineage: Eukaryota; Metazoa; Nematoda; Chromadorea; Rhabditida; Onchocercidae. The transcript is spliced from 4 exons. The record is from RefSeq and is a predicted model, not a curated record.
AUGCAUUUCCGCGAGGAAGUAAUUCUUGAUGAAGCACAAAAACAAAAUUUGGAAAGCCGGACCCCUGAAUUAGCCCAGUUGAUACUCUACUUGCAGAGUAGGAAAAAGAAAUGCACUAAAGUCCCAAAUAUUAGAAUAUGGGAGCAGUAUAUCGACGAAACAAUUGAUAUUCUGGAUGAAGUUGUUGGCGUCAAGGUUUGCAAAACAAAAACUUCUCAGGGAUAUCAGUUGUAUGUAAAAAACGCUUUAAAAAUUCAACACGAUACUUCCGAUGAGAACCAUUGCUAUUCAGAGAAAGAUAGAGCAAAGUAUGGAUUAUUGAUUGCGAUUCUGAUGUUUAUUUAUAUGAUGCGUCGUCCUGGUUCUCUUACUUAUACCGUUUCCGAGAAUUCACUAAAAAGUUUCUUGGUAAAAGUGCUUUUAUCAGGAAUUUGA